Molecule: messenger RNA, 4722 nt
Organism: Sorex fumeus (smoky shrew)
Lineage: Eukaryota; Metazoa; Chordata; Mammalia; Eulipotyphla; Soricidae
Gene: DPYSL2
Product: dihydropyrimidinase like 2
Exons: 14
Coding region: 20-2044 (674 amino acids)
Cellular component (GO): cytoplasm; cytosol
Molecular function (GO): hydrolase activity, acting on carbon-nitrogen (but not peptide) bonds, in cyclic amides
Source: RefSeq, a predicted model, not a curated record
GGAGAGGACCCUCCGCACCAUGGCCGAGAGGAAGGCGUCCGGGAAGGCGACCGAGGACGAAGAGGUCCCUGCCUUUUUUAAAAACCUGGGCUCGGGCAGCCCCAAACCCCGGCAGAAAUUCUGUGGCAUGUUCUGCCCGGUGGAAGGGUCCUCGGAGAACAAGACCAUCGACUUCGACUCGCUGUCGGUGGGCCGGGGCUCGGGGCAGGUGGUGGCUCAGCAGCGGGACGUCGCCCACUUGGGCCCCGACCCGCAGCCGCCCUACUCGCGCCAGGGCCGGCGGGAGCCAUCUGUUGAAUCGGGUCGCAAGGUGGAGAUCCGGCGGGCCUCGGGCAAGGAAGCCCUGCAGAACAUCUACGACCAGAGUGAUCGGCUUCUGAUCAAAGGAGGUAAAAUUGUUAAUGAUGACCAGUCAUUCUAUGCAGACAUAUACAUGGAAGAUGGGCUGAUCAAGCAAAUAGGAGAAAACCUGAUUGUGCCAGGAGGGGUGAAGACCAUCGAAGCCCACUCCAGGAUGGUCAUCCCAGGAGGCAUCGAUGUGCAUACCCGCUUCCAGAUGCCAGACCAGGGAAUGACCUCUGCUGAUGACUUCUUUCAAGGCACUAAGGCGGCCCUGGCCGGUGGAACCACCAUGAUCAUUGACCACGUCAUUCCGGAGCCUGGGACAAGCCUGCAGGCUGCCUUUGACCAGUGGAGGGAAUGGGCCGACAGCAAGUCCUGCUGUGACUACUCUCUGCACGUGGACAUCACCGAGUGGCAUAAGGGCAUCCAGGAGGAGAUGGAGGCCCUGGUGAAGGACCAUGGGGUUAAUUCCUUUCUGGUGUACAUGGCUUUCAAAGAUCGCUUCCAGUUGACAGAUUCCCAGAUCUAUGAAGUCCUGAGUGUGAUCCGGGAUAUCGGUGCCAUCGCCCAGGUCCAUGCAGAAAAUGGUGACAUCAUUGCAGAGGAGCAGCAGAGAAUCCUGGACCUGGGCAUCACUGGCCCUGAGGGACACGUGCUGAGCCGGCCUGAGGAGGUGGAGGCUGAAGCCGUGAAUCGCUCGAUCACCAUCGCCAACCAGACCAACUGCCCCCUGUACGUCACCAGGGUGAUGAGCAAGAGUGCGGCCGAGGUCAUCGCCCAGGCCCGGAAAAAGGGGACUGUGGUGUAUGGCGAGCCGAUCACUGCCAGCUUGGGGACUGAUGGGUCCCACUACUGGAGCAAGAACUGGGCGAAGGCAGCAGCGUUUGUCACCUCUCCGCCCCUCAGCCCUGACCCGACCACUCCGGACUUUCUGAAUUCCUUGCUGUCCUGUGGAGAUCUCCAGGUCACUGGAAGUGCCCAUUGUACUUUCAAUACUGCCCAGAAGGCUGUAGGGAAGGACAACUUCACCCUCAUUCCUGAAGGCACCAAUGGCACUGAGGAACGGAUGUCCGUCAUCUGGGAUAAGGCUGUGGUCACUGGGAAGAUGGAUGAGAACCAGUUUGUGGCUGUGACUAGUACCAACGCAGCCAAAGUCUUCAACCUUUACCCCAGGAAGGGACGCAUUGCUGUGGGAUCUGAUGCUGACCUGGUCAUCUGGGACCCUGACAGCGUUAAAACCAUCUCUGCCAAGACCCACAACAGCGCACUCGAGUACAACAUCUUUGAAGGCAUGGAGUGCCGCGGCUCACCCCUGGUGGUCAUCAGCCAGGGGAAGAUUGUCCUGGAGGACGGCACCCUGCAUGUCACCGAGGGCUCUGGGCGCUACAUCCCCCGAAAGCCCUUCCCUGACUUUGUGUACAAGCGGAUCAAGGCAAGGAGCCGGCUGGCAGAGCUAAGAGGGGUGCCUCGUGGUCUAUAUGAUGGACCUGUGUGUGAGGUAUCUGUGACCCCGAAGACUGUCACUCCUGCCUCCUCGGCCAAGACAUCUCCUGCCAAGCAGCAGGCACCCCCUGUCCGGAACCUGCACCAGUCGGGAUUCAGCUUGUCUGGCGCUCAGAUUGAUGACAACAUUCCCCGCCGCACCACCCAGCGUAUCGUGGCUCCCCCUGGUGGACGUGCCAACAUCACCAGUCUGGGCUAAAGUUCCCUGCAGUCCACUGGGGACGUGGGACAGGACAGCUGAGGACAUUCUGAGACUUCCUUCCUUCCUACCUUUCUUCCUUCCUUCCUUUUUUUUUUAAGAGCCUGUGAUAGUUACUGUGGGGCAGCCAGUUCAUGGGACUCCCUCUGGGACCCUUCCUUCCAUCCUUCACCCAGAGUCACUGAUUUUGCUCACCCACUUCCCUCCAUCCUGCAAAUAUCACACACGAGUCUGUCCACCAACCCCAAUCACGGAACCGCAUCAAACAUUCAGACAUAUAGACCAAGCAAAUCACAAGGGUGUUUCUCUCUGCCCUCUGUUGUACUUAAUUAAUCAUCUUCCUUCUCAUGGGGGGGGAUUGGGGAAGAUAAAGUGAAUUGCCCAGAGCUGCCUUUUUCUUUUUAAAAUUUUUUAGAAAAGUUUUGUUCAUGAGGGUGGGAGGGCUAGGCGGGGUGGGAAGGGGGAGGGUUUUUUUUUAAUACUAAAAUUGGGAAGCCUAAUUCAAUACUAAUACAAGGGUUUGAACUGGACAUCCUAAUGAUGCAAUCAUAUAACCAUCAGGCUGAUUCAGGUUGACGGCAGAUUUCCGAUCCUCCUGAGAGGCUUUAAAAUGUCCACAUGUCAUUCCGUAGUCUUUCUUCUAGGUCAACUGUAGAUAAAGGGCAGAUUUUCAUUUUGGCCUAGAUUUUGCUGCAGAUUAAGUCUAUGGAGGACUCGCUUCUCCUCUUUUCGCCUCUUUUCUGUUCUCUCUCUCUCUCUCAUCGAGAAUACUUUCACAGCUGUCUCUUUUCACUGUGUUUCUGCUAGCCUGUGUCUCUGAGAUGCUGUUUUCUUCUCCUUUCCUCAUUUUCUUUGCAAAUGACCAGUUCCAUCAAUUGACUGUGGUCCUAAAAACCUACCUAGCAGGAUGUGAGCUUUGUCAUGGCAACCAUAUAGUAAUACUCUGUCCCUAUCCACCCAAGACUGAUGCAACCUUUGUUAGGAGGCUUGGAUCUGAUGCCACGUUUCUUGAGGGGAACGGAUCCUAGUUACCUACCACACUAACCUAUGUGGGACCAAGAAUGGAACCAUAUGGAGAAGCUUAAGUCAGACUACAGGAUGUCAGGACUUUCUCCCUGUACAUUGGUAGUGCCUACAGAGCGAAUUUAACCUGUAACUUGUGCUGCUGAACCCAGUGAAUCAACCAGUCUCAAACCACCCACCAGCCCAGAAUGUUGAGUAAGUGGGAGUCCAGCCUGGAAGCCUAUUGUUUUGUGUAAAGAGUCUUUGGAAUUUCAGGGCAUCCUGUGGCUUCCCUUUGGAGGUGGGAGGUGGAGACCACCUCAACAUUUUUCUUCUCCAACUAUUUAUUAAAAAAACAAAACAAAACCUAUUGCAGUGGCUGGAGAGAUAGCACAGCGGGUAGGGCGUUUGCCUUGCACGCGGCCGACGUGGGUUCGAUUCCCAGCAUUCCAUAUAGUCCCUCGAGCACUGCCAGGAGUAAUUCCUGAGCACAUGAGCCAGGGGUAACCCCUGUGCAUCGCCGGGUGUGGCCCAAAAAGGAAAAAAAAGAAAAAACUCUAAUGCAAUAUAGAUAGCCCUUCUAAACUCAGAAAAUCAUUGGGAAAUUUGACCUAAAUCCAUUUCACAGAGCAGGAGGAAAAAUCUGUAUUCUGAGUGGGACAUCAUUUCAGCACUGCAGUCGGGAGGACGUAAUUCAUAUUAGCCGUGUGGUUCUCUUCAAGGCCACAACUGAGCUUGGCUCUGCUUCCCUUUCCUGUCUCUUCCGUGACCCUUUUCCAUGAGCUGCCUCUGGGCCCGUCUCCACAUCUGCUGAUCUGUGUCGUGUUUCCUUCCAAACAUGUUUACAGGUUCUCCUAAGCUCUCUCCUCAUGUUAUGUUGGCAGGCUUUUAUAAAACCAAAUCUGCUUUUGUAAAGCAUAACACAAAAAUGUAGGUCAUUCCAUCAUCACUGAACUUGUCUCUCCACAUUUUUGCCUUUGGGGUUGUAGUUGGGGUGUAUUUUUUUGUUGUUGUUGUUUAUUUGUUAUUUUAAAAGUAAAUUGCACUUUUAAAGAAUAAUUGGUUAACUUAAUAUAUUUGCUUUUUUUUUCUCACCUGCACUUAGAGGAAAUUUGAACAAGUCGGAAAAAAUUUUUUUGUUUCAAUUCUAAGAAACACUUGCAGCUCUUUAGUAUUCACUUGAGUCUUCCUGUUUUUCCUGUACGAGCUCAUGGUGAUUUUUGGUUCUUCUCAAUGUUUCCUUAAAGCAACAUAAAACCUGAAGAUUUCCGCAGGCUUCGUCAGCAUGUUUACCUGUUGGCUUGCUUUGUGUGUCUGUUAAAUGAAUGUCAUAUGUAAAUGCUAAAAUAAAUGGACAGUGUCUCAGAACUGAAUAACUGCAGUGACUUGAUGCUCUAAAACAGUGUAGGAUAAUAAUAGAUGGUUUUUAAUCCUUGGAAUUGUGAUUGUGACCCAUGAGUGGAGCAACUUCCAAUGCUAAAGCCGAUAAUACGUGUGGCCAGAAGAGUAUCUUUGGUUUUGGAUUUUUUUUGUUUUUGUUUUUGUUUUUGUAACCACUGUCUUAAUGGCAAAAUAAUUAUGGUAAAAAAAAAAACAAGUCUCGUGUUUAUUAUUCCUUCAGAACGCUGUGUUAUAUCACCAUGGAACACCUAAUAAAGCAAACUGUGGUUGUUUCA